AUGCCUCGCCUUUCAAGUCUCGUUUCCCAAGACAAUAUGUUGUACGAUAACCGUAGGACAAGAGCUGCGGAUAAUUUGUUCAUCGACACUCUAGUGGAGUCGCAUGUCCUGGGCUCUUGGACACACGGUCAUCCCCCACUUCAUGUGUUUGAGUAUUCCAAGGCAGUGAUGAUUGGCGAGCUGGAAGUUGUUUUCAGGGUCGAAGAACUUCAAGAGAGGUUCAGUUUCUUACAGAGGCACUAUAAUAUCUUCUCUUGGACGCUCUGCACUCACGGGGGAAAAGACGUCGCGGCCAUGGAAAUCGACGAACAGAUUUCGACCGCUUCCGAUCAGAUAAAUAACCCCAAAUUUUAUGUCAAUGUGCUGCAGCUCCUGAAAUCGGCUCAGAUGCAGCAUGGAUUGCGCUUCGGUGAUUAUACUCGUUACCGGAGGUAUUGCAGUGCACGGCUGAGAAGACUAUACAAAUCGUUGAAGUUCACGCAUGGCCGUGGAAAGUAUACAAAGAGAGCUGUCACUGCAUCUACAGUGACUGAAGUCAGGUUUCUCCAUUUGGUUUUAUAUACUGCUGAAAGAGCAUGGGGUCAUGCUAUGGAAAAGAAAACACUACCGGAUGGUCCAAAUGCACGCCAGAGGGGCUACCUUAUCGGAAGGCUAAGGAAGGCAGUCAAAUGGGCUUCCAUGUUUCAAGAGUUGUGUGCCAUCAAGGGUGAUUCAAGAACAUCGUUGGAAGCAGAGGCUUAUGCCUCCUAUAUGAAAGGGAGUUUGCUAUUUGAACAAGAUCAGCACUGGGAUGUUGCCUUGAAGUGUUUUAAAAGUGCUAGGGCUGUUUAUGAGGAACUGGGGAAGUACGGAGACCUAGAGAACCAAGUUUUGUGCAGAGAGCGGGUAGAGGAACUUGAGCCUAGUAUUAGAUAUUGUCUGCAUAAAAUUGGGGAGUCAAAUUUACAGACUUCUGAACUGGUCCAUAUCGGAGAAAUGGAAGGGCCUGCCCUGGAUCUUUUCAAAGCUAAACUGGAGGCUGUUAUGGCUGAGGCUCGAUCACAGCAGGCUGCAUCUAUGACUGAAUUCCAUUGGCUUGGUCAUAGAUAUCCUGUCUCGAAUGCAAAGACUCGGGUGUCCAUACUUAAAGCUCAGGAGUUGGAGAAGGAUGUUAAUGGCCCAGCAGCUGAUACCGUUCCUGCCGAAAAGAAGCUAGUCAUAUUUGACAAAAUAUUUGCUGCUUAUAAUGAAGCCAGGAGCUACAUUAGAAAUGACUUGGCUACUGCAGGUAACUCUGAGAGCAUGAAAGACGACCUGAGUGGCCUUGACAAAGCUAUUGGGGCUGUCUUAGGAAAGAGAACCAUUGAACGCAAUCAGUUAUUAGUGAGCAUGGCAAAAAGUAAGCUCAAUAAGGCUCGUGAUGAUAAAAAUGAGAAAGUCACGAAGCCUGAAGAGCUUGUCCGGUUGUAUGAUCUCCUGCUACAGAAUACUGCUGAUCUUACUGAUCUGGUCAGCUCAGGAAGAGAUAGAAAACAAGAAGAAGUGACAUUUGCUGAGGAAUGUGAACUCCAAAGUUUUGUCUUCCGUGCAGAAAGUUAUUGGGGUGGGCUUAGGUCAGAUGCGAUGAUGGAUGUCAAUGGCUGCAGGUGUUUUUACUUGGCCAAAUCAUACAGUUUGGCUGGAAAGAGGGCGGAAGCAUAUGUUUUAUUCUGCCGAGCUCGGACUCUCGUUGAUUCUGCUCUUAAAAAGCUUCAGAGCUUGAGCAACACUGAUCAGGUUGAGAAGCUACUGAUGGAGAAUUUGGAUGAAUACGAAUCGGCUGUUGGGGAGCCCACCACAAAGCAAACUCCUCGUAUAGAAGCUUUCCCACCUCACUUCCAGGCAGUGCCCCGAAAUCCUAUUGUUCUUGACCUUGCCUACAACUCGAUUGAGUUCCCAUCACUCGAUCACAGGAUGAAGAAGGAAGUCAAGGGAUUCAUAAGCAGGCUCUGGAGAUGA
Messenger RNA from Striga asiatica, 1977 nucleotides. The record is from the annotation of a GenBank genome assembly. Lineage: Eukaryota; Viridiplantae; Streptophyta; Magnoliopsida; Lamiales; Orobanchaceae.